Molecule: messenger RNA, 3425 nt
Organism: Bufo bufo (common toad)
Lineage: Eukaryota; Metazoa; Chordata; Amphibia; Anura; Bufonidae
Gene: PDLIM5
Product: PDZ and LIM domain 5
Exons: 21
Coding region: 215-2953 (912 amino acids)
Biological process (GO): muscle structure development; actin cytoskeleton organization; heart development
Cellular component (GO): Z disc; stress fiber; filamentous actin
Molecular function (GO): muscle alpha-actinin binding; actin binding
Source: RefSeq, a predicted model, not a curated record
CUGGGAGGGGCAAGUGGACAGUCCCCGUGUGAGAGAGAGGAAGAGAACACCCUGGAGAGCCCGCAGAUAUAAAACGCAGGCGGAAGUUCUAGUCAGGAGUCGUCGCCAGUCCCGCAGUCGUGAUCAGUGCUGCCCGCCGCUGGCACUGCGCUCCUCUCACAGUUUGCUGACCAUAUCCGGUAUUUGGAACUUCUAUUUGUAAGCUUAAAACACAAUGAGCAACUUCAGUGUGUCACUGGUAGGCCCAUCUCCAUGGGGAUUCAGGCUUCAAGGUGGCAAAGACUUCAACAUGCCGCUGACCAUCUCCAGGUUGAAUGACGGAGGGAAAGCUGCUAAAGCAAACAUUGGCAUUGGUGACGUGGUCCUUAGCAUUGAUGGUAUGAGCACCGACGGAAUGACUCACUUGGAGGCACAAAACAAGAUUAAAGCUUGCGCUGGAUCAUUGCAUUUGACCCUACAAAAAGCCGUGGCGAUACAGAACACUCCAAAUCCUCCACAAACGGAAGCACCAAAAGAGAUUAUAAAGCCAGUGCCCAUUGCAACGCCCAUCCCUGCUGUGCCCAAAGUCACAACUGCUGCUAGUGUGGCAUUCAACAAAGCACCUAGACCAUUUGGAGCCCCAUCUCCAUCCAAGCCUGCAUCAAUCCCUUCACCAUCCUCUGCCUUUACCCCAGCUACCCAAGCCUCAGCACAACCAUCCGCUUUCUCCCUGCUUGCUGCUGUAAACCCACCUGCCGCCACUACCACCGGAUUGCAUGCUAGUUACAAACCGUACACUGAUGGGCAGGCGCCUAUGACUAAACCUGCAGUCACCAAUAUCCCAAGGCAGCCUGCAAGCUACAGUCCUGUCAACCAGCAUUCUAAUAAUGAUGCUGCUAAUGUGCAAAGAAGAGGACAAAAUCUGGGGGACAAAUCUCAAAAUGGCCCUCCUCGCCAACACAUUCUGGAUGUUGAGACCGACUUCCAUCAUACUCCCACUUUCAGUGAUGCCAGCAAGAAGCGCCUGGUGGACAACACAGAAGACUGGCACCCUCGCACUGGUACUAGCCAGUCCCGUUCCUUCCGUAUCCUUGCUCAGAUGACUGGAACAGAAAACUUAACAGAACCUGAACCUGAAACUGUGGAUAGAAACAAGAAAAGCCAAGUUAUAAAUGGAGAUAUCAGUAUGUCUGCAGGUCUUCCAAUUAUUACAGACAGUCAUGCGAUUCCUGUGGAUGUAGCCAUGUGCACAACGAGUACUCAGACAGAGGAUGUUCUUUCCACCAGUGAACCUCCAACAGUAAAUCCAUCGUCACUGAGAUCAGAACCUACAUCUUUGGAAAAAUCAGGAAACGAGGAGAUAUUACCAGUUUCUAGUUUUACCACUUCUCUUGAAAAAACAUCUGUUGACCCUGGUCCAUCAAAUAAUCCACGAGAGAGAAGGGCUUUGUUUGACAAUCCUUUGGAAUCCUUGCCAAAAUGUGCGCCUUUCCCUCCUGCUACUGUUCGAACCUUAAAUGUAAUUAGUCAAGUAGCUACAAUCUCUAAGACUGCAUCAGUCUACAUGAGGUCCACUAUGAUUGUUCCCAGUCCUGUAGUAGAAACUACGUACGCAGAGAUUCCUGUAGGAAAUGGAAUGAGCGUGGAGAUUGGUCUUAGAGAGAAGUGCACUGUUUCAACUCAGACUUAUGAUCCCCCUGCUCCCCAGCAGUCGUGGACUUCCUGCGCUGCAGAACCACUUGCAUCCAAAGAGAAUUCACCGCCUAAGACGCUUAGCAGGCCUGUGAGCAUAGGCAACUCUGGAAGACAGACUUCUGCCGAACACGCCUCUUCUUUUUCUUCACAUAUUACUUUGGCCCAAACAAGUUCUUCUGCUAAAAAACCUUUGAUGGAAAAUCCUCUGGACCAGCUUCCAAAGUCUGCUCCCUGUCCUCCAUUGCUUGCACCUCUAACAGAACAAAACUCUAAAAGAAAGACUCACGCAGUUGCUGCAGUGUCUGCUGUUGUGGGUGCACAGGCAAGAUUGUCUGACCCCUUUGUAUAUCGUUCUCUCUUGGACGCACUUAUCAUAGAACCUGUCAUAAGGCAACCUGUUCCAAGUUCAAAAUUAGGAAGGAGAUCCACUGGUUUGAUAGGAAGUGAACCAUUUAUGAGUGAAUCACUGGAGCCUGCACCAGUCACUCGGACUGCUGGUGCAUCUUCAAAGAUAAUGCCUGCUUCCUACAACCCUACACCAUCUGCGUACAAGCCCAGUAGUUCAACAACUGCAGCCAAGCCAGGAGGCUGGCAACCAGGCCCAUCAACUGGAAGGGUUUCAAGUGCACCAUCUACAGUAAAACCAGCAACAAAUAACAAGCCAUUUGUACCACCUCCUGUAGAUGAUCAAGACACACUCUUCCAAAGGGCAGAGCAUAUACCUGCUGGAACACGUACCCCAAUGUGUGCCAAGUGUAACCUAGUCAUUAGAGGUCCAUUUUUGUUGGCUUUGGGGAAAUCAUGGCAUCCAGAGGAAUUUAAUUGUGCUCACUGCAAGAAGAGCAUGGUUGAGAUGGGAUUUGCUGAGGAGAAAGGUUUCCUGUAUUGUGAAAUUUGCUAUGAGAAGUUCUUUGCACCAGAUUGUGCCCGUUGUCAGAGAAAGAUUCUUGGUGAAAUUAUCAAUGCUUUGAAGCAGACCUGGCAUGUCUCCUGUUUUGUAUGCGUGGCCUGUCAAAAACCUAUCCAUAACAGCGUCUUCCAUUUGGAAGAUGGAGAUCCUUACUGUGAGAUGGAUUAUUAUUCCUUGUUUGGUACAAUGUGUCAUGGAUGUGAGUUUCCUAUUGAAGCUGGAGACCGAUUCCUUGAAGCGCUGGGCCAUACCUGGCAUAACACUUGCUUUGUCUGCUCUGUAUGUUGUGAGAGUUUGGAGGGUCAAACGUUUUUCUCAAAGAAGGAUAAACCACUCUGCAAGAAGCACGCCCACGCUGUUAACAUUUGAAGACUUAUCAUGACUGAAUGUGCCUUAUCUCAACAAAUUACUAUGACAAAUGAAUAUAGCCAUCAUACUGUAAUUAAGAUUGAGGUUUCUUUAGACUGCUCUUCAUGUAUGUAAUGCAUUGUAUGAAAAAAGGUGUACAAUUUAGACUGAGUUGGGAUAUACAUCAGAGUAUCUAGAACAAUCGAUAGCCAUGCAGUAAUUAUUAUUUGGGUCUCAUUUAUUUGGGUAGUACAACAGUGUGGUUAUAUGCUGCAUUGUACACACAUACCUGCAAAAACGCUGUUCUCAAGCCAAAAAUUUAUUUUUAUGUCAUUUUAAACAGCUUUUCAAUGUUAUUUCUUAAAACCGUUGCACACAUUUGAUAAAAGGGAAACCAAACUUUUUUCACAGGAUUUAUUUCCCUAAAAAUAUUUCUAUUUUAUUUUUUAAAUAAUUAACAGUUUUAAUACUUAAAUGGACUACAAUAUGCAUU